AUGGAGCGGCCUGGCCGUGAGCGCCUGUGCGGCCCGCGGCGAAAUGCGCUUGCGGGCAGUCCCGAAAGCGGGGCCUGCCCGCAAACAAGAAGUGAUUCCCAGUUGCUUACAUUUGAGGACAAUGACCCACUGGAACCCCUUGAGCUAGCAGUUAAAGAAGUUGUUAGUGUUGUAAAAUCAGCACAAGAGAAGGUGGUUUCUUGUAAAGUUGUGGGAGACUCUGUUACAUUCCUUGUCAGUGUCUCACAUACUUCACCCACUGCUGCAGAAAGGCAGUCGUACAGUGUGAAACUGUCACCACUCCACUUGCAGCUUCAACUCUACGUGAAGGACAAGGGAGAAGAUGUCAAAGUUGAGUGGUUCCUCAUUAACGCCUCUGAAACCAAUUUUGAAAUCCAGCCAGCAGUGCAGGAGGGACAGACAACAGGGACAUGUGCAAUAUCUGAAACGCUCAGAGAUGUUUUGAAGAACCUCUUCAGUUCAGUUACUGCAUCUGUAGUGUUGAGUACAAAGCCUACAGAUAUAAAGGAUGUGCAGAACAUACAAAGCACAAGCGUUGUCCCUCAGGGCACUAGUCCGCCAAAGCCUCCCAGGGCUCACGAGCUGAAACUCCUCGUAAAGAACGUCACGGCAAACCUGACUGAUCACAGUGCUGCAGGCAGCACAAACCUCGUGUGUAUACUUCAGUUGAAUGACCCUAUGCAGAAGUUUUCCAGCUCUGUAGCCAAAAAUGCUGCAAAUCCCUUCUGGAAAGAAGAGUUUAUCUUUGAAUUAAGUGCCAAAUCAAAAGCAUUGCAACUGCAAAUCGUAGAAGAUGGGAAGUCGGAUAGCUCUUUGCUGGCGAGGGCAGCGGUCCCUCUCGACCUGUUCCGGAAGCAGCCUUCUGGCCAGCAGAGCUUUGCGCUGAGCCGCCGGGCCAGUGGGAGCAGCCUGGAGCUGGGCCCUGGCCCGGGAUCCCUCACGGCAGAGUUCUCUUUUGUGGAACCAAAUGAAUUAAAGACUUGGCAAACUUCUUCGCCAGUGCCAUCCACCAAGGUAGAGAAGGAUCGAACUGUGAUGCCCUGCGGGACUGUGGUCACUACUGUAACUGCUGUGAAAACCAAACCUCGAUUAGAAGGGAGAUCUUCUCCACUGAGCACGGAUUCUCCUGUGAAAACUCCAGUUAAAGUCAAGGUGAUUGAAAAGGAUUUCUCUGUUCAAGCUAUCCAUUCCCAUGGUGCUCCAGUCAGCAAAACUUUAUCAUCUUCAGAUACAGAACUGCUGGUUUUGAAUGGCACUGACCCUGUGGCGGAAGCAGCUAUUCGACAGCUAAGCGAGUCUGCAAAGCAGAAGCUGAAGUCUCCUAGAAAGAAAAGCACCAUUAUCAUAUCAGGGGUGUCCAAGAUCUCUCUAUCUCAGGACAGUGAAGCUGCACUGAUGAUGGACUAUGCUGCAGCCAUGGAUGGCUCUUGCACAAAGGCAGAUGCACCUGCUGAGGACGAGGGUAUUGCAGAAGUCGCCGCUGACGAAAAGCUAUCAGUAAGUGCUGCAGAAACAGCACCUGAUACUGACCCACAGCAAAGUGACCAUAAGGCCUGGGGUUUGGAGAAUGGUGGCCAGCAGUGGAACAGCAACACGCUGCUGGAGCAGACUUGUGAAGAAAUGUCUGGGAGCUCAUUAAGCGUUUCAGAAACCGGGAGCAUGAAAAAAUCUAAAGGUGGGAUUUUGAAAAAAAGCGCAAAACUUUUUUUCCGGCGGCGGCAUCACCAGAAGGACCCGGGCAUGAGUCAGUCACACAACGACCUCAUCUACCUGCAGCAGCCGCUGUCGGAGGAGGCGCGCAGGAAGGGAGGGACGCUCUCACGGAUCCUCAGCCGGAAGCUCCUUUCCAAAAAUAAAAGCAAGAGCAAACUGAAUGGUGCUUCAGCAGAGCCAGCCCUAUGA
This is a messenger RNA of Tinamus guttatus (white-throated tinamou), 1923 nucleotides long. Lineage: Eukaryota; Metazoa; Chordata; Aves; Tinamiformes; Tinamidae. The record is from RefSeq and is a predicted model, not a curated record.